This is a messenger RNA of Limanda limanda (common dab), 1409 nucleotides long. Its product is annotated as tumor necrosis factor receptor superfamily member 14-like. Gene Ontology annotation, molecular function: protein binding; transmembrane signaling receptor activity. The record is from RefSeq and is a predicted model, not a curated record. Gene Ontology annotation, cellular component: external side of plasma membrane; membrane. NCBI's taxonomy places the organism in Eukaryota, Metazoa, Chordata, Actinopteri, Pleuronectiformes, Pleuronectidae. The transcript is spliced from 6 exons. Gene Ontology annotation, biological process: defense response to Gram-positive bacterium; positive regulation of cytokine production involved in immune response; apoptotic process. The annotation marks the transcript as partial.
CUUCAGGUCAAGAAAACUGCCAACCUGCCGACUGACAUGAGUCUGAGAAAACAUUUGGAGGCUGCAUCUUUGCUGAUACUUUUGGUCAAAAUCUUCCGUGUGAAUAUGCUGACUUGUCAUCCAACUGAGUUUCUGAUAGGGACUGAAUGCUGUCCUCUUUGUCCCUCUGGAAAACGUGUUAAAACACCCUGCACGGAGUUCAGGAGCACUUCCUGUAUGCCCUGUGUGAAUGACACCUUCAUGAAUCUUCCCACUGGACUUAACAAGUGUUUCCCCUGCACGACCUGUGGUCCAGAUUCUGGGCUAAAGACAAACAUUUCAUGCACAGCAACAACGGAUUCAGUUUGUGAACCUCUGGAAGGAUUCUACUGUAUAGACCCCACAGGGAACCACUGUGCAGCUGCACAGAAACACAAACAAUGUCAACCAGGGCAGUACAUCAAACACAGAGGAACCCCCCUCACAGACUCUCAAUGCUCUGACUGCAGUGACGGAACAUUUUCUGAUGGGACGCGUACGUCUUGUCGACCACACACACAAUGUGAAUCACAAAACCUUCAGCUGAUGCAACAAGGAACAGCUUCAACAGACGCUGAAUGUGGAAAUGACAUUUUAAAAGAGGAUCCAGUUGCAAUCAUCGUUUCAGUGGUUGUUUUGGGUCUUUUGGUGUUUGGUGCAUUAGUCGGCUGGUUUUUCUGGAAAAAAUAUGGUUCACGUCUAAUGUUGUAGUGGAAAAAUAAUUAAGUGUGGUUGAAACCUGUUUUGUAGUUGGAAAGUAAGUUUUUGCAGACAGACCUGUGUAAAUACAUAUAACUAGUUUAAAUACUUUAUGACCUUUUUAUCACUUUUUUACUCUCCAAAGAACUGAAUGUAUGUCUGCUCUAUCUCCAAAGGAAACAUAUGUAAAUGAACACAUUCCAGGGGUCCCGGGGGGCAACGUUGAGCCAUGAGACGAAUUGUUAUUUGUGAAUGUGGGCUAUACAAAUAAAACUUGAUUGAUUGAUUGAUUUUGCGACGCCCAUUGAAAAUUCCUCGAGAAUACGUAAAUUUUCACCACUUUCUAACUUUCUGCAAAUUUUGGUAAGAAUUUGAGCAUGUUAAAGCCCUCAAAAAGCCAAUUAAUUUGCCUGAAUAAUAAUAAUGAUAAUAAUAAUAAUAAUAAUCCUUACAAUUUCAAUAGGGCCUCACCUGUCAGGUCAGUGCUCGGGCCCUAAUAAGAUUUCUGUGUUUUGAUUGCUUUCUCAAACUGCGCCUACAGAACCAGUCUGAACUGGCUCAGGCAAACAGCCUUAGUUCUCCUAUAUAAGAUCCUUGCAUUUGACCGUUCUCCAUCAUCAGUCUAAUAACCCUGUGACUCUCUUUGUUAAUCCUUUCUUCAAAAAGCCCUAAUUAAAAUACACAAAGAUACA